AUGACAUUUUUUGCUGAGACAACCCCUUCACUAGAAAAGAAAACACACAAGUCUGUACAACAAGCAGAAAUCAAAUUGGCUGGAUAUUUUGCGGAACACAACAUUCCAUUUUUGGCAUCGGAUCAUUUAACUGACCUAUUAAAAGAGAUAUUUCCUGAUUCAGAUAUUGCAAAAGUGAUGUCAAUAAAACGUACUAAGACUACUGCCAUUAUUAAAAACGUUAUUGGUGCCACUCAAAAAAAUGAACUUGCCAACAUCUUAAGAAAUGUACACUUCAGCAUACUAACUGAUGAGUCAACUGACAUCGGAACCAUUAAAACAUCAUGUGUAGUUGUACGAUAUCAUGAUAAAAGUUCAAAACGGAUUGAAAGUACAUUUUGGGAACUGCACAACGUGUUCGAUACUAAUAAUCCAUCUUCGGCAACCGCUGAACAUGUAUAUAAUGGCUUAAUAAAAACACUUGGUGAUUUUAAUAUACCAUUAUCCAAUAUAAUUGGUUUUGGUUCAGAUGGUUACAACGUGAUGAUGGGGGAGAAUAACUCUGUUGCUUCCUUAUUGCGUGUCUCUUGA
Messenger RNA from Macrosiphum euphorbiae (potato aphid), 570 nucleotides. Lineage: Eukaryota; Metazoa; Arthropoda; Insecta; Hemiptera; Aphididae. The record is from the annotation of a GenBank genome assembly.